AUGCAAAAUAUAAAUUCCAGAAUUGUUCUUUUGAGGUCUUUAAAAUUAAAAAAUGUUUUUAUAUAUGUAAGGAAAGAGACAGGGAAACGACCCUUCACAAUUUUAAGCAGUAAUCAUAGGGCGUACAAAAACAAUGGUAGUUUUUUUUUGUCUAAUAUUGUAUAUAAUAGUAAUAACGAAAAUGGUUUUACUCGAGAUAAAUCGGAUUGCACAAAAACAUGUGAUUACUUUACAAAUAGUAUAAAUAAAAAUGAAAAAAAAGAAUUAUUAAAAAUAGAGGAUUUUUAUUAUUUCAAUGUAUACCUACUUAAUGACAAAGAAUUUGUAAAUUUUGUUUUAAAAUAUAAUUUCCAUGAAAAUAAAAAUAUCUAUGUGUCUUUACUAAUACAAUUAACAAAAAUAUAUAAACAGAUAAGUGUUAAGGAUAUAAUUGAUGUACUAGGAAAAAUAUAUGAUAAAAAUAAAUCGGCAUAUUCUAAUUUAUUAAUGAAUGGAGAAGAUGUCUCAAAUUUAUAUUCACAUAUAUGUAAUAAUAUAACAAAACUUAAUAAUUUGGAACUUAUUAAAUUUUUAAAAUGUUGUUCUUAUACUACUGUUAAAUAUCCUCAUGAAACAAUUAUAUAUAUAAUAAAAAUAAUUUUAUCAAAAAAUUUGGAUUCUUUUAACUUAUCAACUAUUCAUGACAUAUGUAAUAGUCUCAUUAAAAUUAAAAAUGAUUUUAAAAUAAAUAAAAUAAAUUAUGACCCUAAGCUUCAUAUCAAUCUAUAUUCAUAUUUACAAAACAAAAUAUUAAAUGCUACUAUGGAACAGUUUUUUCAAAAUCUCCCCAUAUAUAUAAGUAUGGAAAAAGAUAUACAAAAAAUUAUGGACAAAAAUCAUCCUUCUGAUCCUACAACAAUAAAAAGUGAUUCCAAUACAAUGUCAAAUUCUUCUUUUUCGGAAAAAGAUGACUCGCUAGCUAGAUAUGCCAACUUUGUAAUUAAUCAAGAAAAACUAUUGUUAUUGAAACAAAAGUGGAAAUUAAUAUUUUUAAAUAAAAUAAAUGAAAUUAAUGGAGAAUAUGUUUUAGAAGCAGUUAGUAUAUACAAAUGGCUAGAUCUUAAAGACACAUCUCUUUUUACACAUAUUUGUGAAAUAUUUGUAAAGAAUAUUUUAUUAUUUGACUCAAAAUAUGUAGUCCGUUUUUUUCGAAAAUGCCAUAGUUUAAAAUUUGAAAAAAAAAAUAUUUAUUCAAAUAAUAAUAUGAACAAGUCAGGUGAAAAUGUGCAUAAUAAAAUAAAAACGAAAAAUGAAAUAAAUUUAGAAGGAUAUGAGGACGAAAUGAAUGAACAAAAUAAUGAAGAAGAUUUAAAUGAACAUAAUUUUCAAACUAUUGAACAAGAAGAUGUAGGUACAAAUUUGUUACUUAACAUUAUUAAUGAAAGAAUUUAUCAAAUGGAAAUCCAUGAAUUAAAUGCUAUUACUUAUGGUAUAUAUGCAUUUGUAGAAAAUAUGAAACAAUUUUCGAAUUUAGCAGUUUUAAAAAAUAAUAUGAAUCUCCUUUUUUCAAUGUCUUCUCAAUAUAUUCGAAAUUACAUAAAUAAAGAAAUUCUUACACAUUCAAAUAAAUUGGUAAAUAGCAAAAUACAUGAAAAAAAUGCAAUAGUAGAAAAUAUAGAAACCCCCUAUGAUAUAAAUAUGAAUACAGAAUAUAUGUAUAUAUCAUCAACUAACAUAUAUUUGAACAAGCAUAAAGAAGUUAAUUGUCAUGGUCGAAACUAUAAUAACAAAGGUGGCUAUAAUUCUUUAGAGGCACAAAAUAUAAAAUAUGUGAGCGACAUUUUACUUAACAUAAGCUAUCUUAAUAUAAGUAAAAACCAUAAAAAAAUAAAAGAAGUUUAUGAAUGCAUAAAUAAACUAAUUAUAAAUAAUGGUGUAAAAGAAGAUGCUAACAAUUUACUAAGCUUAUUAAUGUGUCUUUCAAAUUUAUAUUUCAAAACAUUUGAUAAUUAUAUUUUUCAUACAUAUAAAAGUAUAAUAGAUAUAUUAGAUAAUGAAAAGGCACAAAUUAAUGGUCAUCAUUUUAAUAAACUAGCUUUUGCUAUAUAUCCAAUACUUAAUGAAGAAAAUAAACUUAUUCAAAAAUAUUCUGACUUUUUAACAUUUUUUGUUCAGGCAAAAAUUGUACCUUUACGUUCAUGUGUUUUUUUAUUACAAAAUAUAAUGAAAAAUCUUAAAAUUAAAUUAAAUGACCAAUUAAGUAAUCUCAAAUUGGCCAUAAUAAAUAGAAUAUAUUUAUUUAUGAAAGAGUCCUAUGAAUAUUCAGAAACAAUUUCCGAAUCACCAACUUACGAUAACAUUAACAAUAGUGAAAAUGGAACAAAUAGCUCGACUAUUACUAAUAAUGAUAAUAAUAAUUCUGACCAUGUUCAGGCAAAUUUUAAAAAAUUUUUAUUACUUCAUUCAAUUAAUGAAAAUACCUUAAUAUGCAUAGUUACUAGCUUAUCUCUUAUAAUACAACAAUCAAAAUAUGGAUCGAAAAAUAAGGAUGAUGCUGUUAUCCUUCUUCAAAAUAUUAUUUCUUAUAUUCCAAUUAAUUAUUUUCAAAAGUUUCCCAAAAAAUACCUUCAUACUGAACUUAUUCAAGCAUUUUUACCUGAACAUGAUCAGGUAAAACAAAUUCUUCUUAAUAAAAUGUAG
This is a messenger RNA of Plasmodium vinckei vinckei, 2679 nucleotides long. Its product is annotated as conserved Plasmodium protein, unknown function. Lineage: Eukaryota; Apicomplexa; Aconoidasida; Haemosporida; Plasmodiidae. The record is from RefSeq and is a predicted model, not a curated record. The transcript has a single exon. Bases 1 to 2679 code for a protein of 892 amino acids.